CCAGAGAGGGAGGGGAAACAGAGCGAUAUACGACUACAACACGAGUUGGUAGAACAUGACUACUGUCAUUAUCCCUGUUACUCCUGCAAUACUACAUGUUAUCAUCCUACCCACCAAGCAGUGUAGCCCGGUCCUGUCGUUGCUGAUUGACUGCCUGCAGAGACAAAUAAAGACGUCGAGAGACUCCAGAGCUGGUUCCGCUGCGCCGCGAGAGAACAAACAAGAGACAAACAGUCAGCGGCUACUGUAGAAGGACAAACAGGCAGCAACUACUGUAGAAGGACAAACAGGCAGCAUCUACUGUAGAAGGACAAACAGGCAGCAGCUACUGUAGAAGGACAAACAGGCAGCAGCUACUGUAGAAGGACAAACAGGCAGCAGCUACUACAGAAGGAGACGGCAUCGCACAUUAUUUGAGAUCUUUUUCAGACAUGGUGGAUACCCAGCUCCUCGCAUGGCCAAUGGGCAUCAGUCUGACCCCUGUACACCUGGAGGAGCUUGAUGACAGUUCUCACUCUCUGGAUAUGAAACCAUUCACCACCCUGGACUACACUAGCCUGGACUACGAACACGGACCCACCAUCUCCAGCUACAGACCCACCCAGGUCCACCACUACCAAGCAAGCCACAGUCCCAGACCCACACAGGCCCACCACUACCAAGACAGCCACAGCCCCAGACCCACCCAGGCCAACCAUUACCAAGCAAGCCACAGUCCCAGACCCACACAGGCCCACCACUACCAAGACAGCCCCAGCCCCAGACCCACCCAGGCCAACCACUACCAAGCCAGCAACAGUCCCAGACCCACCCAGGCCCACCACUACCAAGCCAGCUACAGCCCCAGUCACCUCAGCCCUAGACCUGGCCAGGGUUACCAGCCCUGCCCCAGCCCUGGCUCCAGCCCUGCCCUGGGACACCACCUUGCAUACAUGGACCACAUGUACAACCACAGCCAGGUUCAGGAGGGACACGGUUGUAUAAAACUGGAGCCAGAGUCUCCUCCCCAGCACUCAGACAGCAGUCCUCUCUACUCCAAGCUACAGGACGACACCACCGCUUCCUUGCUCAACAUAGAGUGUCGAGUCUGUGGAGACAAAGCUUCUGGCUUCCACUACGGAGUCCAUGCCUGUGAAGGCUGCAAGGGGUUCUUCCGUCGGACCAUCCGGUUGAAGCUGGUUUAUGACCACUGUGACCUGCACUGUCGCAUCCACAAGAAGAGCCGCAACAAGUGUCAGUACUGUCGCUUUCAAAAGUGCCUGGUGGUGGGCAUGUCUCACAAUGCUAUUCGUUUUGGACGGAUGCCCCAGGCUGAGAAGGAGAAGCUCCUAGCUGAGUUCUCUACUGACAUGGACAUCAUGCACCCUGAGGCUGCCGACCUGAGGAGCCUGGCCAAGCUGCUGCUGGAGUCCUAUCUCAAAUACUUCCCCCUCACUAAGGCUAAGGCCAGGGCCAUCCUGUCUGGAAAGACUGGGGAUAACGCGCCGUUUGUAAUCCAUGACAUGAAGUCUCUUCAGGAAGGAGAGAGGUUUAUCAACUGCAGGCAGAUGCCCAUCCAUGUUGUCCAGGAGACCAGGACUGAGGCGGGGACUGAGGCUGGGACUGGAGCUGGCUGUAGUCUAGGUGGAUGUCUGGCAGUGAGUGAAGGUCUGGCUGUAGGUGGAGGUGUUGGUCUGGUCCAAGAGCCCACUGACGAGGUGCAGCUCAGGUUCUUCUACAGCUGUCAGUCGCGCUCCGCUGAGGCCGUCCGGGAGGUCACAGAGUUCGCUAAGAGCAUCCCUGGCUUCGUGGGAUUGGACCUGAACGAUCAGGUGACUCUGCUGAAGUACGGCGUCAUCGAGGUGCUCAUCAUCAUGUGGGCUCCACUCAUGAACAAAGAUGGUACACUGAUCUCCUAUGGACAGAUCUUCAUGACGAGAGAGUUCCUAAAGAGCCUGAGGAAACCCUUCUGUGAUAUGAUGGAACCCAAGUUUGAGUUCUCUGUUAAGUUCAACACCCUGGAGCUGUAUGACAGUGAUAUGGCACUCUUCCUCGCCGUCAUCAUCCUCAGUGGAGAUCGUCCAGGCCUGCUGAAUGUGAAGCCCAUUGAGGAGCUACAGGAAACAGUCCUCCACUCUCUGGAGCUCCAACUGAAACUCAACCACCCAGACUCCCUGCAGCUCUUCGCCAAGGUUCUGCAGAAGAUGACAGACCUGAGGCAGAUAGUAACAGACCAUGUGCACCUAAUCCAGCUACUGAAGAAGACUGAAGUGGACAUGUGUCUCCACCCACUGCUGCAGGAGAUCAUGAGAGACCUCUACUAGUAGGCUCAAUAUGAAAUGGCACCCUAUUCCCUAUAUAGUGCACUACUUUUGCGCACUAUAUGAAAUAGUUUUUCAUCCAAGGUAACGGAAAGACACCGGUUGAAAACCGCAUAUGGAUGUGUUAGUCCUAUUGAUGCCACUGAUGAGGCAUAUUGGGGUGGCAGGUAGCCUAGUGGUUAGAGCAUUGGGCCAGAAAGGUUGGUGGAUCGAAUCCCCAAGCUGCCAAGGUAAAAAUCUGUUGUUCUGCCCCUGAACAAGGCAGUUAACUUUCAUUGUAAAUAAAAAUGUGCUCUUAAAAUGACUUGCUUAGUUAAAUAAAAGUAAAAUAAUAAAUAUUGGAAUACUUUAUUAGGGACUAGUAGUUACCUGGCAGAAUGAGAUGUUAACCUGUCUGACGUUAUAGAUUCAAAAUGGUCCUAUUAGCGCUGUUGGAAAGGAAAAGGGAAAAAAACACUGUGAUUAUUAUGAGCCAUAUACUGUAGUUAUCUGCAUCACCACCACCAAUUAAUAUAUUUUAUGCUGUAUGUAGGUGAUAGAUUCUGUUCUUCACAAAUGAAUAUACGUUAUGUAUUUAGAGUUUAUAAACAAACACUUACAUCUAUAAUAUCAAGAUGCAACUGUCUUAAAGAUUUAUCCCCAUAGGACCAGAUAGGCUACACUAGGUAACAGGUCCACCUGUCAGAUCUGAUCUCGGUUGACUCACCUGCAACAUAGAGAGUGGUUUCUAUAGGGCUUCUCUUGUGCUUCUAUGGGGUUUCUAUGGCGCUUCUACAGGGUUUCUAUGGUGCUUCUACAGGGUUUCUAUAGUGUUUCUAUGGGGUUUCUUGUGCUUUUGUAGGGUUUCUAUAGGUUUUCUAGUGCUUCUAUAGGGUUUCUAUGGUGCUUCUAUAGGUUUUCUAUGGUGCUACUAUAGUGCUUCUAUAGGGUUUCUAGUGCUACUAGUGCUACCAUGCUUCUACACCUGCAUUGCUUGCUGUUUGGGGUUUUAGGCUGGGUUUCUGUACAGCACUUUGAGAUAUCAGCUGAUGUAUGAAUGGCUAUAUAAAUACAUUUCAUUUGAUACUAUAGUGCUUCUAUCGGGUUGCUAUGGUGCUUUUAUAGGGUUUCUAGUGCUACUAUAGUGCUUUUAUAGGGUUGCUAUGGUGCUUCUAUAGGGUUUCUAGUGCUUCUAUAUGGUUUCCAUGGUGCUUCUAUGGGGUUUCUAUGGUGCUUCUAUAGGGUUUCCAUGGUGCUUCUAUAGGGUUUAUAUAGGGUUGCUAUGGUGCUUCUAUAGGGUUUCUAGUGCUUCUAUAUGGUUUCCAUGGUGCUUCUAUAGGGUUUCUAUAGGGUUUCAAUGGUGCUUCUAUAGGGUUUCUAGAGUUUCUAGUUCUACUAUAGUGCUUCUAUAGGGUUUCUAUGUUGCUUCUAUAGGGUUUCUAGUGCUACUAUAUUGCUUCUAUAGCAUUUAUAUAGGGGUUUCUAGUGCUACUAUAGUGCUUCUAUGGGGUUUCUAGUGCUACUAUAGUGCUUCUAUAGGGAUUCUAGUGCUUCUAUGGAGUUUCUAUAGUGCUUCUAUAACGUUUCUAGUGCUACAAUAGUGCUCCUAUAGUGCUUCUAGAGGGUUUCUAUAGUGCUUCUAGAGGGUUUCUAUAGUGCUUCUAGAGGGUUUCUAUAGUGCUUCUAGAGGGUUUUUAUUGUGCUUCUAUAGGGGUUCUAUUGUGUGUCUAUAGGGUUACUAUAGUGUGCGAGCUCAUUAUGUAAGAAAUAUACUAUAUUAUGCUUCAUAUUAAAUUUUGAAGAAUUUGCCAGCUGUAAUUUGUAUGUUGGAUACAAUGAAUGUGUGAAAUAAAAGCCAUAUAAAUAAAUACAUAUUUUUGUACAUGCGUAGAUGGAUAAAGUAGAGUAUAACACCUUAGUUUAAAAUGCUGAACUUGUUGUAUUUCAAAUACAGUAUUUUUCAGAUUUUUAUGUUGAUGUUAUUUGUAUUAUUUUUUGUUGUUGUUGAAACAGAUAUUUUUAUUUUCCAAGUGCAAAUGGGCUGGUUUUUGCAUUUAAAAAAAAUGGUUUGUAGACUCUUAACUUGUCAAAAUAUGUAAAUAAAUAUUUUCUAUUUG
Molecule: messenger RNA, 4396 nt
Organism: Oncorhynchus gorbuscha (pink salmon)
Lineage: Eukaryota; Metazoa; Chordata; Actinopteri; Salmoniformes; Salmonidae
Gene: pparg
Product: peroxisome proliferator-activated receptor gamma
Exons: 9
Coding region: 432-2303 (623 amino acids)
Biological process (GO): negative regulation of inflammatory response; regulation of lipid metabolic process; negative regulation of transcription by RNA polymerase II
Cellular component (GO): nucleus
Molecular function (GO): zinc ion binding; nuclear receptor activity; RNA polymerase II cis-regulatory region sequence-specific DNA binding
Source: RefSeq, a predicted model, not a curated record